Molecule: messenger RNA, 1785 nt
Organism: Brassica napus (rape)
Lineage: Eukaryota; Viridiplantae; Streptophyta; Magnoliopsida; Brassicales; Brassicaceae
Product: protein SRC2 homolog
Exons: 1
Coding region: 652-1617 (321 amino acids)
Biological process (GO): defense response
Source: RefSeq, a predicted model, not a curated record
UGAGAUGGUUAAUAGUUUUGUUACCUCUAGAAUCUGAAGUUUUGCCUCAUGGUCAUUCGGUAAACACCUGAUUUCUUCAGCUAGUCUAGCUGACUCUCCAACGCUUUCAGGUCCUUUUGUUUUUCUUACCAAACUCGUCUUUCAGUUGUUGUCUCUUGUUGUGUUCAUUUAAGAACAAUCCUUCAUACAACGGCUUCUCAAAUGUUCCCUGCAAAUACUCGGCCAGCUUUGGGACGUCUUGGCGUCGAAAUACAUCCCACUUAGCUCCUCCUGCACGUGAAGACGUGCAAGAAGACUCCAUGGUGUGACCGUGAUCCAAUAUGUUCUCUGCAUUCACACUCAACAUCAAUCUCUGGUUCAUUCUUCUCCUUAUGGACUCUCCCAAGUGUUAUUUUCCUUAGUAUUUACCAAACUAUUUUUUUGUCGUUACUAAACUAAUUAACAGCCUUUCUUUUAACAGCGUUAACAUUACCCUUUUUUGACAUACAGCGUUAGCAUUACUUAGGAUAGGAUAAAGGGGAAAACUAACUUGAGGAAAAUAACUAAUAUUAAAAAAGGAAUAACCGCUUCCCGCGUGUGUAAAACCUUUUUCUUUUUAAAAAAGAUCUUCUCUUUGCCUAAAUUUCAAAAGUUUUUUUUUUCUUUUGAAUCAUGGAGUGUAGGCCGUUAGAUCUGACGAUCAUAUCCGCCGAGGAUCUCAAAGACAUCCAACUCAUCGGCAAACAGGACUUAUACGCCGUCGUUUCAAUCAACCGCGACGCGAGGACGAAGCAGAAGACGAAGGUGGACAAAGAUUGCGGGACCAAGCCCAAAUGGAGACACCAGAUGAAGCUCACCGUCGACGACGCGGCGGCGCGUGAGAAUCGUCUCACCCUUGUGAUCGAGAUCGUGGCGGAUCGUCCCAUCGCCGGUGAUAAGCCCGUGGGAGAGGUUAGCGUUCCGGUGAAGGAGCUUUUGGAUCAGAACGAGGAGGAGGAGAAGACGGUGACGUACGCCGUGAGGCUGCCUAACGGGAAGUCCAAAGGUUAUCUCAAAUUCUCGUUCAAGUUUGGUGAGAAGUAUACUUUCGGAGGAGCUUCGAGUGCUCCUCACGCGCCUGGAUCAUCGACUCUGGAGCAUAAGGCUAUAGAUCAUCAGCCUGUAACGGCUUACCCGCCCGGACAAGGUGCCCCGGUUGCAUACCCGCCGGGUUCUUCCGGAUACCCACCACCAGGACAUGAUGAUAAACAUGGUGGUGGAGUUUACGGUUAUCCACCACCUGGAGGUCCGGGUGGCUAUCCUCCGGCUGGCCCUGGCGGGUAUCCACCACCCGGUGCAUACCCGCAACACCAACAUGGUGGAUAUCCACCCCAACAGCAAGGAGGUUACCCGGGUUAUCCACCACAGGGUCCGGGUUAUGGAUAUCCGCCACAAGGUCCAGGCUAUGGAUAUCCGCCUCAGGGUCCGUACGGUUACCCGCAACAGCAAGGUUAUGGUGGUAAACCGCAGAAGCCGAAGAAGCACGGAGGAGCUGGAAUGGGUCUAGGACUUGGACUCGGAGCUGGUUUAUUGGGUGGGUUACUGGUUGGUGAAGCUAUUGAUGAUAUAGCAGAUAUGGGUGGCGACUUUGAUUUCUGAUCUUCUGUUUUUGCUAUCUCUGUGUUGUGAUUAACUAUUUCAUUUUCUUAGGCAAAUGGUUCUAUGUUUUUCUUCUGGAUUAUCCUGUGAGAAAUCAACAUGUUCUGUUUUCUUGUCUGUGUGUUGUUUCUGGCUCUCUCCUAAUGAAAACUGCGUCAAGUUGAUAUA